Messenger RNA from Ruditapes philippinarum (Manila clam), 6171 nucleotides. Its product is annotated as calcium-binding protein P-like. Lineage: Eukaryota; Metazoa; Mollusca; Bivalvia; Venerida; Veneridae. The record is from RefSeq and is a predicted model, not a curated record. The coding region runs from base 134 to 592 and encodes 152 amino acids. The transcript has 5 exons.
UGGUGUCAACCUUAGAUAAAUGACCAACUAUCACGAUUUUAGAUUAGCAUAUCUCGCCUAAUAAACAAAACCUAGAUCUGUCAAAAAUGUUGUGACAAACUAUUCACUAUUAUUCGUUCACAAAAUCAUAAUAAUGGCAGAUCCCAACAAUCCACAAGCACCUCCUCCAGCUGGACCUCCACCCUCGUAUGAUGAAGUACAGGCAAUGUCAGGGGGCCAACCAGGUUACCCACCUGGAGCACCUGGGCCGUAUCCUCCAUAUCCAGCACAAGAUGGCUUCAAAUAUGAUGGUGCUCCACCAUAUCCAACUCAGCCAGGAUAUCCAGGCUACCCUGCACAAUCAAGUCAAGUGCCCUAUCCAACUCAGCCAGGUGUUCCAUACCCCUAUGGUGCCCCAGCCUCAGGGAUGUAUGGCCAAGCACCGCCGGGAACAGCAGCUUAUAACCCACAAGGAGGUGUCACUAUCCUGAAUAGAAAUCCAGAUCAGGAAAGAAUGAUGGCCAUACAGAGGCGGAAGAGGAUUUUUAUAUUCUUUUUUAUUUUCGUCGCUAUUUCUAUUUUCCUGUACAUCAUUACAAGAUGGCUAUUUUAAUCAGUCUGCUCAUACUUACAAAGGAUACAUAGUCACUUAAGUGCAGUAACAGGUUAACUCCUGUUGAAUUACAUAAGGAGUUAACCUGCUACUGCACUAAGGUGAUGAGUCAUGUAUAUUGUAGUGAUAUAUGGAACUGAUGUCAUUUAAAGGAAAUGUACUUUUAUUGAUGACACUGUGAUAACGUAUUGUAAAGAGAUCAAGUGGUAUAUCAUUAUUUAUCUUGUAACCAAAAAUAGCAAUAUAUCAAGAGCAGGUGUUAUAAUUCUGCAGCCACUAUAUGGAGGCAAUGAACUUAUUUGUGGUGUAUUUAAAGGUGUAAAAUCAUGAAAUGGUAAGAGCCUUCGGUUAAUAUUACAAUAAUUUUAAUUUAGUUAUAUAAAGUCAGGGGUUCCAUUAUGAUAUGAUAAACCCCCCCCCACUCCCUACAACAUGGGUCAACUGGCUAUUGUAACAGACUUUAAUGUUCUUCUACAACAUUUGUAGCCAUCGUACUUAAAGAAAAUGACCCAGCUUGUUUCAGAAAUAAUAAAAUUCCUGCUGAUUAUUAAAGACAUGUUAAUAAAGACAUGUAAGAUCUCAAACACUCUAACUAUAAUUUUGAUAUUAUUCUAAAUUUGUAAAUUUAUGAAAUAUUAUUUUUAUAAGCAGUGUUAUUACUGUGUACAUAAGUUAUUGCAUAUUUGUGAGAAAAAAAAAAGAUACUGGAUAUAGUAAAAGAAAGUUUUGGUAAUCAGAUUUUCAUUUUUAUUGAUAUUUAAUCAUCACAUAUUUUUAUUUCAAAUUGUGAAUAAAGUUGUUGUUGUGAUUUUUUUAAUAUUUUGAUAUCGCAAAAAAGUAAAUGAAAUUUAAAUUAUUGUUGUUUUAAGAAAACAUAAAAGUAUAACUUAAAUCUCUCCCUCAAAUAAACAAUUAAGGGGAUAAUAAACAAUUAAGGGGAUAAAUAAACAAUUUAAUAAGGGGAUAAAUAAACAAUUAAGGGGAUAAAUAAACAAUUUAAUAAGGGGAUAAAUAAACAAUUAAGGGGAUAAAUAAACAAUUUAAUAAGGGGAUAAAUAAACAAUUAAGGGGAUAAAUAAACAAUUAAGGGGAUCUUAAUGUAAAAUUUGUAAUUAACACAUAAAGGUAAUUUAAUUGAGAUGUGUAAUUUCAUUAUUAAUUAGAUAGGUAUUAUGUUUAAGUGGAAGAAAGACACUUUAAUCUUAUAUUGAUUAGAUAGCAAUGUGUGAUAGAAGCAUAUUUUAUUUGAAACCUCCACUUGUAACUUGAAUGAUGAAUAUUUAUAUAUUUCAUAAAAAAAUUAUUUAUUUUUUUUCCAUUAAAGGCCCAUUAUGCCUCAGAAAUGCUUUUAUUUUUUUAUUUCUCAAAAUAUUUUAUUUUUGGUGUCCUUAAAUAUUUUCCUAGCAGUUACUGACAUUGGCCAAUUACCUAAACCAUCUGUAGAAUACUUCUAGCUUUGUUUCUUUGUUUUUUCUUUUGGCAUUUAGUAAAAUUAUAGUUAUAUAGUAUUUUGUAUCGAAGUCAAAAUACUACUUUGUUUACAUUUUGCUCCUUUAUAACAAAUAAUUUCACAUUCAUUCAAAUGAGGUGAUAAGCUUCUAACAUGCUCUUAAACCAUUAUUAAAAUAUUUCAAAACUGAUGUUUGGCCUUUCUAAAGAAGGAUAUAUUUAUGCCGUGCCAUGACAAAACCAACAUAGUGCGUUUGCGACCAACAUGGAUCCAGAUCAGCCUGCACAUCCGCGCAGUCUGAUCAGGAUCCAUGCUGUUCGCUAUCAGUUUCUCUAUUUGUUAUAGGGUUUGUAAGCGAACAGCAUGGAUCCUGAUCAGACUGCUCGGAUGCGCAGGCUGGUCUGGAUCCAUGCUGGUCGCAAACGCAUUAUGUUGGUUUUGUUGUGACGCGGCUCAAUUUUAUUGGUUUCUGAGGCAUAGUGUGCCUUUAAAGUUUUUAUUUUAUUUUAUUUUUCUGUAGAUAAUGUUGAGUUUUGAAUAUUCAGGGGAUAUAACACAAGUUGUAACUUAUAAUCAGUUUGCUCACUGUUUUUUGUACAUAUAUGUUUUUUUAUAUACAUGUAUAAUUGAUAAUCUGAAAAAAAUAUUAAUCAGUCAUGCCAUUAUUAUUUACAUUUUUCAUUUGAAUUGUGCUUACAUGUAAUAGUAAUCUUUUUACUUGCCAAUCUGUAAUUAUGUUAUAUAAAUGUAGUAAACCUAGCUUAAUGUAUGCAAGCAUUUUAAGCCCAAACAUUUUCAUUUUUUUCUUUGGCAUGUGCUAUUUCUUUUUCUGUUUUACAGGACACUGAUAGAAUGUUGGCAAUACAGAGGAAAAGGAAGAUUGUUAUGUUCAUUGUUUCACUCAUUUUUGUUUUCAUUUUUAUCUAUUUUGUUUCAAAUAUGCUGUUUUGAGAUAACAGUGUUCGGUUUAUACAGUUGAUGUGUUAUCUAUAUUUUUUUUUCAAAAUAAACAUAUUAAUAAUUCAAUGUUUUUUUGCAAGUAAAGAUAUAAAUAAUUCAAUGUUUUUCCAACAUAUAAAUAAUUCAAUGUUAUAAGCAUCCUAUUUUUACAAUUUGUGUAUAAAAAGUUUAUAAUUAUGUGCAAGUUUGUUUUUUAUGAGUCACCUUAUGGGUCUUGUCAGAAUUUUUUUUUUUUUAAGUAUAUAUCCAUCUCUUUUUGAACAUAAAUAUAUAAAACAUUAACCCAGAAUUUAAAAGAGAAACAUGCUAGCAUUCAUCAAUCUUCACCCUGCUGUACACGUAUUUGUAUAAUGGAUUUCCCCAGCUUUGAAUUUGGAACAAUCCAUUCAAAGUUCAAGGGAUUUCACGAAUCAAAAUACAAAAAAAUGAGCAAGCAACAGUAUGGAGCCUGGUCCGAGUGUACAAAUCUCCCGACAGGUCUGACAAUGGACCCAUCACAUUCUGUUAUAGGAUAGUGAAGGAUAAUGAAACAAUAAUUCACAGAUUUACAAAGAUUUUGUGCUUCAUUUAAAUUACUGAUUCUCAUUGAUUUAAUGAUCCUUAAUCCCUUAACGAAGAUAAUGGAGCUUACAAUUGAUUGAUCUUUAUUUAAAGAAGUUUUGUCAGCAAUAAAGAAUUUCGUAAACAGAUAUUUCCAAAAAAACAUAAAAAAACAACAACAAAAAAACACACACACGAUGUAUCUCAUUUUGUAUAGGGAGUAAUUUUUUAUUUAUUCCAGGCAGAAAUAGCGGCUGCGCAUCGGAGAAACAGGAAGAUUAUGAUAUAUUGUGGAAUUUUUGUAGCAAUGACCGUAGCAUUUUACUUCAUUAUAAAGAUCAUAUUCUGAUACAUGAUUUUUUUUCAAUGAUUUCUUUUUGUCUUUAUGCCAUCUGAUUUGAGUACAAUGUCUUUCUUGCAUAUAAAACCAGUGUUGCCGUUAGUUUGACCAAUGCCUGAAAUUUCAUCUGGCAUGUGGGUGCCAGAUGAGUCACGUGCUCAAACAAGAUGUCAUUUUGGUACAUUUUAAAGUGAAACUACGUUUUUUAAGAUAAUCAUUUUGCUGUUAUGAAUAAAAUUGUAAAUUAUACUGUUAGAAAAAAGUAACAGAUGAAAUAUGACUUUUAUUUUGGUGAACUAAUUUGGUAAACCAUUUAAAAUAUGAUAGAAAAAAGCAGAAUAAGUAAGAAAAAAUAAUUGACAUGUGUUUUUGGAUAUUAUCUGUCUAUGCAUUUAUAACAGUGUUUGUAUGUAUGUCUGUCUUUUAUGCUAUCAUUGUUAGGACUUCAUCUGUAAUAAUCCCAAUCCAGAUUUCUGAUUCAAGUUUUUGUGUAGUAAACUAUUUUAUGUUAAAUCUUCUUAAAUCUUCUUAUUAACUAAAGCGAUUUUAAACUCAAAGUACAGCUUUGGUACUGAAAUUGCAAGAGUUAUUGUUCUUUUUAAACUUGAUUUUUGUAUAAAAUUUGUUAUUUGCUUUACUAAAGUCAGUGACUAGAAACUGUAUUCUCAAUUAUGUAUUUUAUUUUGAUAUUUACACAAAACAAUGUACUUAUUAAAGCAACUGAUUUUACAUCUUAGUUUUGUCUUUCAUUUCUUCCUAGUAUUGAGUUAGUCGAGCUUGCUGUCUCUUACGACAGUUUUUGUAUGAUAAGCAGGGUGGAUGGAUACCAGAAAUUUGUUAACAUAACCAUAACAUUGUGUCACCAGUAAUGGUAUUUGCUAAUUUUUUGUUACAUUGUUUUCAAUGUUUAAACAAUAAACAUAUUCCCUGUUCUAGGUUAAUGUUUUACGAUUCCAAUGGUACAUAAUUUUCCAAUGUAGCUCAUGUAAUUUUCCUGAUAUCUUUGCAGAAAUUGUGAGACAUAUUUUCAUAAAACUGUUGACCUAUAAGAUAAUUUCUGUAAGUAUUAGAGGAAAUGUAAAAGAGCUACAAUAGAAAGUUAUACACUAUUGUGAUUGGCAAAUGCUUAUCUGGUUCACAGUACAUGUCAAAUAUUAGAAGAUAUAAGAAAUAAAAUUAGUAAAAACUAUUGGUGGUGACCCAAUGUUACCGUAAAUAAAUGUCCAGUGAUCAUCCGACCUGGUUUAUUAUGACUUUUAUAUAUUUGAACACUGUAACACAUAAGAUUAAAGAGUUUAGUUGGCAUAGGGUUAUGAUGUAGUCUCUAUUAAAAAAAAAUGCAAUCAGGGCUUAGGUUAAAGUUAUUAAACUGAAAUCUAAAAAAAUUUAACUGAAAUUUGCUAGUACAUGUCAUCACUUCAGUGCAGUAAUAGGUUAACUCCUUUUUUGAAGCAGUAGGAGUUAACCCGUUCCUGCACUAAAGUGAAAACAUAGUUUUUACUAAGUGACUCUCAAACUUUAUGUUUUAAGUGCAAUAUAAACAUAGAUAAUUUGAUGUCAGUUUUAAAGAAAAUAGAAUGGUGUGAAAGAAAAAAAUAAUGUAUUCUUCAUUGACGACGGAUAAUUAAUAUGAAUGUUAAACUAUAAUUUAAAGCAUGUUCUAUUUAUAGUAUGUUUACAAAGCAGUGCAAAUUAUGCAAAGAAGAGUUAAAUUAUAGCUCUGUCAAUUAAAUUUUACUUGAAGAAUGAUUAAACUUGUACAUGAUGAUAGAAUUGUGCAUAAAGGAAGUGUUUAUAUAUACAUAUAUACUUGUGAAUGGUUACUUAUAUAUAUAGAUAUAUAUAUUGUUUAAAAAUGCUAUGAGUAUUUUAUAACAGUUUUUGUAGCUAAGUAUUUGCUUUGAAGGAAGACUGACAGUGAAAAGCAUGAAUUUAAGGCCCAUUAUGCUUCUGAAAUGCUAUCAUUUUUCUUUCUCAAUUUUUUAUAUUUUUUGGUAUCAUGUUACAGUUUUCAAACAAAUUACUCUUUUGCUCUGUCGGCAGUUUGUAUGGUAGUCAAAAUAUUACUUUGUUUCUGUUUAUGAUGCAUUACUGCACAUUCAGGGCUACUUUCUUCAAGUCAUAAUUAAAACAUUAUAAAUUAAAGACAUGUUAGACAUUUCUUAAGAAUUGAAAAAAUAUGGGUUUCUGAGGCAUGAUGUGCCUGUAAUCAUUAAAUAUUUUGUUUAAAAUAAGAUACAUAUUAAAGCUUAUACUGUAUUUUGCAAUAUAAAACUUGUGUACCAUCAA